AUGGUGUUUAAGAAAAGCACCCCCAUCAUCAGUAGGUUACGGCGGUUAUCGACUAAAUACCGCACAGAGAAGAUCUACCCCACCAACGUAGGAGAGAAGGAGGAGAAUGUCAAGAAGAACAGAUAUAAAGAUAUACUGCCAUUUGACCACACCAGGGUGAAGCUGACGUUAAAAACAACCAAUAAUGACUCGGAUUACGUCAAUGCUAACUUCAUCAAGGGUAUGGAUGGCCCGGAGGCGUAUAUUGCAACUCAGGGCCCCCUGCAGAACACUGUCAUCGACUUCUGGAGGAUGAACUGGGAGUAUAAUGUAGCUGUUAUUGUGAUGGCUUGUCGAGAGUUUGAAAUGGGAAGGAAAAAGUGUGAGCGGUAUUUCCCGCUACUUGGGGAGGAGCCAAUGAGCUUUGGCCCCUUCAGAAUCUCCUGUGAGUCAGAGCAGGCCAGAACGGACUACUUUAUCAGGACUUUGACCGUGGAGAAUGAGAAUGAAAACCGGAGGCUAACACAGUUCCAUUAUAUGAACUGGCCGGAUCACGACGUCCCCUCAUCGUUUGACUCCAUACUGGAUAUGAUCGCACUGAUGAGGGAAUACCAAGAGAACGAUGAUGUUCCUAUAUGUGUGCACUGCAGUGCAGGCUGUGGGAGGACGGGUGCUAUCUGUGCUAUCGACUACACAUGGAACCUUCUGAAAGCUGGGAAAAUACCUGAAGAUUUUAAUGUUUUUCGGUUGAUCCAAGAGAUGAGGACGCAACGACACUCUGCUGUUCAGACCAAGGAGCAGUACGAGUUGGUUCACAGAGCGAUCGCCCAGCUCUUUGAAAAACAACUGCAGCUACUGGAGAGCCCCGCCAACACGCAGAUACACGAUGGCAUGGAGGAAAACAGUCCAGAUAAAACAAGCCAGCAGUCAGAUGAUGAGAGAUGGGACACCCCGCCUCCAAAACCUCCACGCAUACGCAG
Notothenia coriiceps (black rockcod) is the source of this 959-nucleotide messenger RNA. RefSeq names its product tyrosine-protein phosphatase non-receptor type 12-like. Gene Ontology annotation, molecular function: non-membrane spanning protein tyrosine phosphatase activity. The annotation marks the transcript as partial. The record is from RefSeq and is a predicted model, not a curated record. Lineage: Eukaryota; Metazoa; Chordata; Actinopteri; Perciformes; Nototheniidae. Gene Ontology annotation, cellular component: cytoplasm; nucleus. Gene Ontology annotation, biological process: protein dephosphorylation. The transcript has 13 exons.